UUUGUUAGUGGGUCGUCGUUGAAUACAUUCUCUUAUAUAUUAAAAGAUGAUAAUACUCAUAAGUUAUUUAUCAACCAAAUAAAGCAACAUUAAAUGCGCUGUGAUUAAUAUUAAUUUACAAAUACUAGUCACAGUUAAUUUUUUUUAAUGACGUUGUGUGAAAAGUUAUAUGUGGUUUACAACAAUUUUAGGAGUUAAAACCAUUAUCUCUGUGUAGUGUAAUAAAAGAUAUAUUCAACAUGAUACUGGAUCAUAAAAUGUAAUAUUAAUUUUAAAGAAAUGGUGGAAAAUAUCUAAAGUCAGAUUUGGAAUCAGCGACCAAAUUUCAUAUAGAAUUCACAAAAUAUUAUAGACAAAAAAAUGGUUGUUACUCUGUGUAAUAUGUUAGACACCGUGUUUUAUGCAUUUAAUUGUUCAUGUGCAUAUAGAUAACUUCAAACUGUGUAUGAUGAAUAAUAAUAUACCAACAGCUAUUAAUUGAUGACUCGUUGCAUUUUGUAGCAGGUAUAAGAACUCGAUACUCUAAAAGGAAAAAACUGAUAAAUGAUUAUUGGGAGACUUUAUUUCCGUGAUACUCUUAAAAGUAUAGUUACGCAUUUUAUUGAUUUUCCAAUCGCGGCUUGAGAUAAAUGCAAACAUAUAAUAUUUCUACUAUAAAUUAAGAUAUUAAUAGAAGUGCUGAUAUCUAGUCUAGCUAAGGUCUCGUCAGGAAUUUGAACAGUACCAGAACGGCUCGUGAAUGCCUGUACGUUUAAUUGUUAAUAAAAAUAGACUUACACGUUCAUUAGGAGUUUUAAAAUUUCCUGAUUAUGGCAUUAAAUGAAAACUGCCCUAAAGGGGCAGUUUUCAAACAAAAUGGCUCAAGUUAUAAUUUUAAGUUUAAGGUGAACUCAACACUUAAGGAUAAAGCAUUACUAAACGCUGACGAAGAAGAUGAAAUGAAAAUAUUUGGCUAUAAACGAUGUAUUCCAUUGACGAUUUUAAUAUGGAUUUUUACCAUUCUCUCUUUGGGUUUUUUACGUUUGUUAUUUCAUUGGUGGCCACACUGGGUAUUAUAUGUGAUGUUCAAAAGAUGUCCUCUUGAUGAAGCUGAACGUGUUCUUGUAGUUGAUAGUUACGAAGGAACACACAGGUCAUAUUUUGUAAAAAAAGUAAUACACUUAUCGAUUGAAAAUAUUAACUAUUAUGAUAAUAAAGUGUUCUCAAAAGGUUGUAAUGAUUCAAUAAAUGCUGAAAAAAUUCAAUUAAAAUCAGAAAUAAAAACUAUAAGAAUUUAUUUGAAUGAUGGUUCCUAUCAGGAUGUCAGUCAUAUAAGGGUAAUAAAUAUCAAAAAAAUUUCUUAUGUAUGGUGCCAGUCCCAAGGAAUGUUUCAAAAACUUGUUGGGCUAGAUCGUGGUUCAACGACUGCACAUUUACACAAUCUUAAGGGAUAUUCUGCUGAUGAACAGUUUGUUAGACGAUUCAUUUAUGGUUUAAACACAAUUGAUAUACCAAUGCAAAGUAUUAUUACAUUGAUUGGAUUAGAGAUACUCAAUCCAUUGUACAUUUUUCAAGCAUUUUCUUUUGUUGUUUGGUUAUCAGAAGGCUAUGUGUAUUAUUUGGGAGCUAUUGUAAUUAUGUCCUUGUUCGGAAUUACUUCAUCAGUUAUUCAAACGCGAGAAAACCAAAAAACUUUACGAAAAACAGUUCAUUUUUCGGAUAAAAUAGUUGUAUGUAGAAGAAAAGAAGAUGAAAAGUUGGAAGCUUUGUAUGAAGAAAUUUCCACAACUAAUUUGGUACCUGGUGAUAUUAUUGUUAUACCAAGGUAUGGCUUUGAAGUUCCAUGUGAUGCUGCAUUAUUGUGUGGAUCUUGUGUCGUAAACGAAAGCAUGCUAACCGGAGAAAGUGUACCUAUAGUUAAAACAGCAUUACCUAAUAGGAAUCUCUUGUAUAAUGAAAAAGAAGACAUGAACCAUACUCUUUUUUCUGGAACUAAAGUGCUUCAAGCAAGAUAUCAUUCCGAUAAAAAAAUUCUAGCUGUUGUUUUAAGAACUGGAUUUUUAACUGCUAAAGGUUCAUUAGUUCGAUCAAUUUUAUACCCACCGCCGACAGAUUUUAGAUUCGAUAAAGAUUCUUAUAGAUUUAUUUGGAUUUUGGCAAUUAUAGCUAUUUCUGGGUCAAUAUACACCGCAAUUACGAAAGCUUCUAGGGGUCUAACUAUAGUUGAUAUAAUUGUAAAGUCGUUAGAUUUGCUUACAAUUGUUAUCCCUCCAGCACUUCCAGCAGCCAUGACAGUUGGGAAAAUGUAUGCUUUAAGGAGACUCCAAAAAUACCAAAUUUCCUGCAUUAACUCAAGAGUUAUAAAUGUAUCAGGUUCUAUAGACUGCAUAUGUUUUGAUAAAACUGGUACACUAACAGAAGAUGGAUUAGAUAUGUGGGGAAUCGUACCCAUAGAGUCAAGUGAAGAGCUUGGAUUACCAUUAAGAAAUGUUUCUACAUUGUCUAAUGAUCAUCCGCUAAAAAUAGGCAUGGCUACUUGUCAUUCGUUGACUCUUUUGAAUUCAAUUGUUUUAGGAGAUCCGCUUGAUAUAAAAAUGUUUGAGUCUACUGAAUGGAGUAUAGAAGAGAUGGAUGUUUUUGAUACUUCGAAAUUUGACGUUAUAAUAUCAACAGUUGUACGUCCACCAUCCCUACUAGAAGAAGAAAAUACCACAGAAAUAGGUCUUAUACAUCAGUUUCAUUUUUCAUCGUCUUUGCAAAGAAUGAGUAUGAUAACUAAAGUAUUUAGGGAUCCACGUUACGUUGUUUAUUCUAAAGGAUCACCAGAAAUGAUACAGUCAUUAUGCAUUCCAAAUACAGUGCCGGUUCACACUAAUAAUGUAUUAAGAGGGUAUACAGAAGAAGGUUAUCGAGUGAUUGCCAUUGCAUACAAAGUAUUGGAAGAAAGUAAUUUUGUUGAGAUACUAAAAUUGAGACGGGAGGAAGUUGAAUGCGAUUUGAUUUUUGCCGGUCUUGUAAUUUUAGAAAAUCGGCUAAAAAAUCAGACUACUCCAGUAAUUGAAGAACUUCAAGGAGCUGACAUAAAAAUUGUUAUGUUGACUGGUGACAAUAUUUUAACUGCUGUUAGUGUGGCGAAAGAAUGUGGUAUAGUUCCACCAUCAAAAACAAUUGUAGAUGUAACAGCCGAUGAAAGAGACGAACAAAAUCCUAAAAUUUAUUACACAGCUAGUGGUAUUACUUUACCUUUGAGAUCCAGUUUAAUUUUAAAUAAAUUAAAUGGGUGUGAUAUUGAGUCAGAAGGUCGUAUUAUUGGGGAUUAUAGUUUUGCUUUGACUGGUCGAACUUGGGCAAUAAUUAGAGAUAAAUUUCCGGAUCUUCUGCCAAAGAUACUUGUAAAAGGAGCGAUUUUUGCUAGAAUGACAUCAGAACAUAAGCAACAAUUGGUAAAAGAGUUACAAAAUAUUGGUUAUCAUGUUGCUAUGUGUGGCGAUGGAGCAAAUGACUGUGGAGCAUUAAGAGCUGCUCAUGUAGGUGUUUCCUUAUCUGAAGCAGAAUCUUCGGUUGCUUCUCCUUUCACAUCACAUAAGGCAGAUAUUUCAUGUAUGCCAUUAAUAAUUCGCCAAGGUAGAGCAGCAUUAGUAACUUCAUUUGGUGUCUUUAAAUUUAUGGUGCUCUAUAGUUUAUUAGAAUUUACUUCAACGUUUAUUUUAUACAACAUAGACAGUAAUUUAACUGAUUUUGAAUUUUUGUUCAUUGAUGUUGGUUUAGUGGUGAACUUCAUGUUUUUCUUUGGCAGAAACCAAGCAUUUAAAGGAUCAUUAUUCAGAAAACCUCCAUUAACAAGGUUACUUUCAUUUGUACCUUUAUUCUCAAUGGUUGCAAAUCUCUUUGUGUUGGUUUUGACCCAAAUUUUAUCAUUUUAUUUAAUACAACAGUUUUUAUGGUUUAAACCAUUUCACUUCACGCAGCCUUUAGAGUAUAAGUGCUAUGAAAAUUAUGCAGUUUACUCCAUUUCUCAGUUUCAGUAUAUAAUUUUGGCUUUUAUAUUUUCGUACGGAAAACCUUAUCGAGUGCCAAUUUACAAAAACAAAGUUUUCUUUUUUUCUUUAUUAACAAUGACCCUUGUUUGUACUUUUAUAACAGUUUUUCCUACCAAUUGGGUCAAAAAUAUACUGCAAUUAGAAUAUCCUCCUAAGAUUGAUUUCCCUAUAUUAAUUAUUGCUUUAGCAAUAGUUGAUUGCAUAGUAUGUUUAAUCAUAGAAUACUUUAUUGUUGACUAUUUAUUGACAAAAAAAUUUAAAAUGACAUCAUAUGAAUCAAAUAGUGAAUAUAAAUACCAAUUAGUUAAACACGAGCUUGAUUCUUCUCCUGGAUGGCCACCAAUUUGUAAACAUCAACCAAUGAUUAUAUCUUCAUCAUUAGAGUGUAUGCGAAAAUCUGAAAUUAAUACUGCACAAUUAGAACGUCAAGAAAGACUUACGACAAACAUAACCAAAUUAUAGUUUUUUUUAAAUAAAUACAAUUAUUUUAUUAAUGUAUCAAAACAAUAUUUAAUUUAACUGUCGUUAAAUUUAAAUAAACAUAAUCUUUAUUAAUGAA
Messenger RNA from Daktulosphaira vitifoliae (grape phylloxera), 4578 nucleotides. RefSeq names its product polyamine-transporting ATPase 13A3-like. The coding region runs from base 810 to 4481 and encodes 1223 amino acids. NCBI's taxonomy places the organism in Eukaryota, Metazoa, Arthropoda, Insecta, Hemiptera, Phylloxeridae. Gene Ontology annotation, biological process: intracellular calcium ion homeostasis; polyamine transmembrane transport. The record is from RefSeq and is a predicted model, not a curated record. Gene Ontology annotation, cellular component: membrane. The transcript has 20 exons. Gene Ontology annotation, molecular function: ATP binding; polyamine transmembrane transporter activity; P-type transmembrane transporter activity.